CAUGAUGUCAUCUAUACCUGACAUUAAUGCAGUUCUCCAUGAAAAGUUUUACAGAGAGAAGCCUACGCCGUGCGAAAUGGCGUAGCAGUUGGCGUGCGCUCAGGUUUUAGACAAUAAGGUAAUAUUCCUCGUGAUUGUCAGAAGUUCGGUUUGCUAAUCAAGUCGGGGUUCGCCGAGUCAUUUCUAUACUUCCAUCCAACUACACUUUUAUUGAUCGCGCUAAUGCGUAUACAUAGAAAGUUCUGAAGUGAGAAAUAAUUUGUCAAUUUUGAUAUACAUAUGAUAUACUUCAAGCAUGGAUGGCGAAAAUUCCACAGUUGACUUUGACAGUUCGGCCCGCACACAAGAACCUCAACCAGAGGCCCAAGAAGACCAGGAAUUGAGGCGUGGUCCAAGUCUUGAAGAAGAACAGUCAGGAUGGAGGGAAGAAGAACGCAAAUCGGAAGAGGGCCGAAUUGCAGAUCUCACUGAGCGCGCUAUCCCGGAUACCCGCGAGGACGCGGAUGAGGAGCUGCAAAGAGAACGCACGCGUGAGGAGACUUUCCGGAGAGAUAUAGAGAGGGAUGGAUCCCUUACUGAGCUUGCCGUACCUCCUCCCGUUGAACGCGUGUCAUCCAGGCGGGGCGACUGGGCAGCUCUCGAGAGCGCCGAGUCUCGGGUUACUGCGCCGCCCCCUCGCGUUGAUCGAGUUGCUGGAAUCGAAGCCAAAUUGUCGGCGUUUGCUACCCGCCUUUAUACCGUCUCCUAUCUUGUGCUUUUCUCAAUGCUAGGAGCAUUGGCUCGGAUUGGGCUGGAGUGGUUGACUACUUAUCCUGGAGCGCCGUUGACCACCGGAGUUACCUGGGCAAAUGUUGGAGGAUGCCUCUUUAUGGGAUUCCUAGCUGAAGACCGAAAGCUGUUUCGUGAAGAAUGGGGACAGUGGAAGCGAAAGCAUUCGAGACACAAAUCUAGCGCGUCAAAUGGCCCGAUUUCCCAUCCAUCUCCUCAUUCUCACUUACCGCAUCCUAUGAAACUACUCCGCCGGCGGUAUUCGCGUUUCCAUACCCUCCACACACCACAACAUCCACCUCCAGAACAACAGCCCCAAGCUCCAGAACAAAGCGACCUAAACGAACAAAAGGAGGAACCGAUAACCCCGUCACUGGAACCCGCCUAUUCCCUCCAGACCCACAAAUCUAUCAAAAAGACCAUUCCCCUCUACAUCGGCCUCACAACAGGCUUCUGCGGCUCCUUCACCUCCUUCUCCACCUUCAUGCUCGACGUCUUCCUCGCCCUCGCAAACGACCUCCCAACUCCAGGCCACCCAUCAUCCCCCCUGUCCCGCAAUGGCGGAUACAGCUUCAUGGCCGUGCUUGCCAUAAUAAUCUAUACCCUCUCCCUGAGCAUCGCCGCCUUAAUCCUCGGCUCCCACCUCGCCAUUUUCAUGGACGAGUACACCCCCGUAAUCCCCUACGUUUUCUCACGAAGAUGUCUCGACCCCAUUAUCUCCUUUCUGGCCAUCGGCUGCUGGCUGGGCGCCGUAUUCCUCGCCAUCUGGCCCCCGGACCGCGAUCUGGGAGUCCACGAGCAUUGGCGCGGCAGCGCCGUGUUUACCGUCGUUUUCGCGCCGCUGGGCUGUCUGCUGCGCUUCUAUGUGUCGUUGCUGCUCAAUGCCCGCAUCCCGAGGUUUCCCUUGGGAACGUUCACGGCGAAUAUCUUCGGGACCCUGGUACUGGCUAUGUGUUAUGACCUGCAGAGAUCGACACAUAUGCUUGCGGUGUCUGCUUCUUCGUUUUCCUCCGCCCCUGAGGCUGCUGCAGCGGGCGCGGUUAGUGUGUCGCGUCUCAGCGGCUGCCAGGUAUUGAAGGGCAUUAUGGAUGGGUUCUGCGGGUGUACGACGACGGUAAGCACGUGGGUGGCUGAGCUGGAUAGUCUUGAGCAUGAGCAUGCGUAUGUUUAUGGCUUGGUUACACUUGCUGUUGCCCUGGGCCUUUUGGUUGUCGUUGUUGGGUCACUAAAGUGGACGGUUGGUUUUGGUCUUGCGGUUUGUUGAUGCCGGGUUUAGAUGCGUUAGAUAUAUACAACAAAUCCUAAACGGACGUUUUACAGAUAUCAAUCAGUAUAUUAUUGUACCUUGACGUCAGCUCUCGUGUAAAUACAUGUGAAUGCAUAUUAGAACUAACUUUCCGAUGGAGAAAAAUAUGGCAGUCAUCCAACCCAACGGCCAUCAAAUCUACGAAGCAAACAUACCACAAAACCGCGCCUCAUCCCCAAUAAACAGUCGCAAGGUCUCGGUGUUAAUUUUGACAGCAAGAGUAUAUAGGAGUGAUAUCAUCAAAGAUAUAGUAAAGGUAAG
Molecule: messenger RNA, 2335 nt
Organism: Blastomyces dermatitidis ER-3
Lineage: Eukaryota; Fungi; Ascomycota; Eurotiomycetes; Onygenales; Ajellomycetaceae
Product: chromosome condensation protein
Exons: 1
Coding region: 296-2032 (578 amino acids)
Biological process (GO): fluoride transmembrane transport
Cellular component (GO): membrane
Molecular function (GO): fluoride transmembrane transporter activity
Source: RefSeq, a predicted model, not a curated record